AUGCGACUGGGAUACAUGCUCGUCGACUUCCAAGGACAACCAAUCGCAAGUGCCGCCGGCACUGCCCCACUUCUUGGUGCCAGUGCAAACAUGAAGCCGAUGGGCGGCAAGCCUCUACAAGGGGUUCCGGAAGCAAGCUGGAGCGAGGUUGCUCCACCAGCUCCCUACUUGAUGAACAGUGUGGGACCAGCUCCGCCUGCCAUGGGAAGUAUGCAUGUGAACCCGGUCCCUUACGGGUCCUACAGCAUGAUGCCUGGCAUGCUCAACCCGACCGUGCCACAGCAAGUAGCAAUGAGCAAUCCAGCUAUGGGCUUAGGACCCGGACUUUAUCAUGCUCAUGUGCCGCCCCCUCCUCCAGGUCCGUACGAACGCCCGGUUGAAGGGGUGCCGGCUGGACCUGUUGGAGCUUGGCCGACCUGGACUGGCUAG
Molecule: messenger RNA, 429 nt
Organism: Symbiodinium necroappetens
Lineage: Eukaryota; Dinophyceae; Suessiales; Symbiodiniaceae
Source: the annotation of a GenBank genome assembly